Penicillium olsonii is the source of this 459-nucleotide messenger RNA. The record is from the annotation of a GenBank genome assembly. NCBI's taxonomy places the organism in Eukaryota, Fungi, Ascomycota, Eurotiomycetes, Eurotiales, Aspergillaceae.
AUGGCCACAAACAUCUCCAACGAUCUGGUCUGGCAGAUCACUCGCAACCAGAACUCUUUCCUGGUCAACCGCAACACCGGUGGUGGCUCCCAGUUCUCCCGCGACCCCCUGAAUGUGCUCAACAAGCACUCCUACAAGUAUGCCGGUUAUGCCAACAACAAGGCCAUCGGUGUUCAGGGUACUGAGAACGGUGUCGCUGUGACCACCAAGAACCCCAACACUGUCCAGCAGCCCGCCAAGACUUUCGUUACUGUCAACUACGGUCCCAGCACCUCCACCCGCAAGAUCUACAAGGGUGUUGCCGACAAGACCGCCAAGCACGGCUACCGCGCUGACAUCCGCGAGGAGGCCGUUGCCCGCGUCAGCGCUGUCCGCCGCUCCCAGGUCCCCAAGAAGGAUGCUCCCGCCCAGAAGCUCCGUGGCUCCAAGGCCCGCAAGGCCGCCGAGGCUUCCGAGUAA